GGGUAAGAGGACAGGAUUCAGGGGAAGGAAACAAGGACGGAAAAGAGGAAAUAAACAAGACCCCAUUGUGCGUCAUCUCUGUACAUAGAGUAUGAGGGCGGAGUCCUGGGGAGGACGUCACCUGUGGGAGCGGGGGCAAAUUAAAAAACUGAGGAGAAAGAGGCGCCUCCUGCCUCUAGCGGCCCAAAUUCUCUCUGCACCUUUAAGAUCUGACAGAGAAGCUGCCAGAGCAUCACGAGCACUGACAUCACAUGAUGUCAUCAUGUGACGACAUGAUGACAUCAUCAGCACAAUGUAGGAGACAAAGGAGGAGAUAUGAUGACCAACAGCUGCAAACAUCAGUUCACACAAAGAAUAAGAUGGCUGAAAAAAAUUCUGUCUGUCCUUCUCUCUGUCUGUCUGAUUGUCUCUCUCCUUGUCUGUCUGUCUGUCUGUCUCUCUGUCUGUUUGUCUUUCUCUCUCUCUGUCUGUCUGUCUGUGUUUCUCUCUCUCUCUCUCUCUCUCUCUUUCUGUCUCCCCCCCUCUCUCUCUCAUCAGCAGGGGGAGGAGUCAGCCUGGUGAGGAUGCUGCCAGGUUGCCGUGGUUUCAGCCUCUCGUUUCUUGUGGCGACCGUCAUCGGGGAUGUGUGUGUGCGCGGCAGAAGGGUGUGAGAGUGUGUUAGAGGGUAUAUGACUGUAGGACAGAGGAGAGGAGGACAGGAAGAAAGGAAAGACAGAGGUGUGAAGAGGGGAUGUGGAUUAAUCUGCUGCAGUGAGUCGUGGUUUCGUCUGAGCUGCAGUGAGGACGACAGGACUCUUCAUCACCAUCUUUGAGUCUGUGCAGGGAGGAGAGAAGGAGAGAAGUAGACAAGGACUGAAGGAGAGAAGGAGAGAAGGCCUGAAGGACUGAAGGAGGGAAGGAGAGAAGGCCUGAAGGACUGAAGGAGGGAAGGAAAUACCAAAGGUGCCAGUGAAGGAUUCAGUGAAGGAGAAAUGGACAGAGUCUGAGUCCUCUCUGAUUCUCUGGUCUUUGAUGAGUCAUGACGUCUCAGCAGGAGGUGUCUUCCUUCAGGACGUUUUUUCAGUACGUGGAGGACAGUGGACUUCGAACAUAUGAUGGUUUGGUGAUACAAAAUGCCUCAGACAUUGCCAGAGAAAGCGACCGCAUUCGUAAUCAGACCAACUGGACAUACCUGCAGGAAAAACACCAAAAGAAGAGACGACAAGAAGAAGCCAUCAAGAGGAUUGGUGAAGAUGUUGCCAUGGCAACAGAAGUUUCGUACUCUGGAAAACAUUUCAGAAUGGGUUUCAUGACAAUGCCUGCACCGCAAGACCGUCUCCCCCCCCCAAGUCAGGGCUUCACAGUCCGAUCCCAGUCCCUCCACUCUGUGGGCGGAGGAGAAGACGAAUCCAACCACAACCGAAAACAACCCCCACCAAAACCGAAGAGAGACCCCAACACCAAACUGAGCAGCAGCUCUGAGAUGGUGAACGGAGGCACUGGAGACGUGAGGAGAGACCAGCAAGAGACCAAAGAGACAACGGAGCAGGUGGAGGCUCAAUGCCCUUUUUACACCGAGGACUACAAGAAGCUGCCUCCACCCAAACCCAAGAGGAACCCAAACACUCAGCUCAGCACCUCCUUUGACGAGUCCUACAUCCAUAACCAUGGUAACAAGAAGUCUUCUUUGCGGUGGGAUAAAUCUUCAUCCCAAAGUCAAAGUCCUGUAUUCAGGGACACAGAGGAUGAGGAGCCGGUUUAUAUUGAGAUGGUGGGUAACAUCCUGCGAGAGUUGAAAAGUCAAGAAGUCUUGGAGGACGAUCAGAGCGAGUCAGUGUAUGAGGAGAUGAAGUACCCGAUGCUGGAGGAGUUCCUGCAGGAUGCUCACUCUGCCAUCAUGGAUUCUGAAGCCUGGUCCCGUGGAUCUUUGUGCGAUAUCCCUUCACCCUUCCCCAACCUCCUGACACAUCGUCCGCCAUUGCUCGUCUUCCCCCCUGCCCCCGCUAAGUGCUCCCCUAACUCUGAUGAGUCCCCCCUCACACCCUUAGAUGUUACCCGGCUGCCCAUGAUAGAAAACGUCUCCUACAGCAAAUCCAGUGGUGUUGAGCACCCGCAGAUCUCCAGCCACCACCGCAAAGACCGAGGCAGAGACCGAGAACGGGACAGAGACCUCUCCUCCACCCACACCAUCACAUCCUCCGGUCGAUCAUCGGCUCCGCCUCUCCCAUCCAACCUCUACAAAUCAUCUGGCUCUGCCCAUGGUGGCCAUGGUUACCCUCGUAGCCAAUCAGCAUGUCCGUCUCCGGUCAGCAUGUGUCGCUCUCUGACCCCUCUGAGCCUGAAGAGGCCGCCACCAUAUGACUCACUGAUAUCUGGAGGAAGUAUGCCUCGCUCUUCAUCUUCAUCGUCAUCAUCCUCACACAAAGCGGGGGAAGGCGGAUGUAAACUCAGUAACUCUUCCUCGACCCACGGUUCCAUGCAGAAUGUGUCGAUGAGGUCACAUACUCCAACAAGCCCAUUGGACGAACUGAACAACAUGUUUACCUCAGGUAGACAGGUGGGGAGGAGAUGUUCAGGAGGCAGGAAGAGCAGGGAGGGUGAAGAAUAUAGAUCUCUGCCUAGACAUGACAGAGAUGGACGAUCCAGUCCAGGUUCCAGCAGGAUGGGUAGGUCAUCUGUUAGUCCCACCAUGAUGCUGUCUGGAGGAGGAGGAGGAGGAGAGUCACAGUCUGUUUGUAAACUCGGACGUUCAGCCUCGACGUCAGGAGUUCCUUCACCUGGUGGGACGCCUCAACGUCACCUGCAUGAAGCACAUCACCCUGCCCUUAGUCAGGAUUCAACUUCUCUGAACAACAGAAUAUAAAACAUUAAUAGACGGACAGAAGGUUUGAUCCAUCAGCUGAUCGACAUGUGAACUGUAAAGAUAUAAACAUGUAAACAUGAAAGAUGUCAUGGAGUUUGUCAGUGUUCAAAAGUUUAUUUGACUUUUGUACUUUUAGUUUUGUGUAAAAUAUUUGGUGUUUAAAAUAAAUGUUUCUGUAUUUUGUCUGAACAUGAACUAUUGACACAAACACUAACAUUCAUCUGUACUUACAUAUUUAACAGUCGCAACAAUUUGAUACUGAUUCUAACUUGGUGUCAUUAUUCAUACAAACAUUAAACUAACAUAAAUUAACAUUAAACAAACAUUAAACCAACACUGACUGAAGGGAUGAAAUAUAUACAUAUACAUGUAUCUAUAACCCCGCCCAGCUCAGAUUAUACCACGCCCACUACUGCCUGACUCAUUACUAAUGAACCACAACCUGUUCCCCUAACCCUCAAGUCCUGACAUCUUCUUGUUAUGUUCCACUAAUCAACACAAUGUUGGAUGGAGCUUUUCCAUCGACUUUCUGAAAAAAUGAAGGAGGUUCCUGGAGUUUACAAACCCUUGGGAUAAACAGAUGAUCUUUAGGUUUUCAACAAUGUAAAACAAUAAUUACUUUGUGAGCACAGGCAACACUUCUGAAGAAGGUUUGUGGUUCUGCAGCAGUGAUGAAUAUAUGAUCAUAAACUGAAAUAAUCUAUAAUAACAAGUGUUGAACCACAAGGAUGAAGACUCAGGAGACAAAAAAGGUUUUUAAAAAUCAGGGUCUUCACUCACAGGAAGUGAAAAACACAAUGACAGAUAAACAGAGGGGGGGUUGGAGACAAACAUCCGAGGUCCACUGCUUUUUUCAGACUGAUGCAGUUCUCAUUAGCGGACACGCUAAAGUAGCAAAUAACCUUGAGCCAAUGUCUGCGUUGAGCUGCGUUCAGGUAAAUCGUUGGCGUGUUGUUAGUUUGACAGCGUGGAAAGGGACUGACUGCACUACUGACACAUCUGAGGUCUGUUGGAAAGUAUUUCAUUGUUGCUUUGAGAGAGGUUACAUGCCACAGGGACACGCAAAAGCGCACAACCUGGCAAAACCUCAAAAAAAUGGAAAAUAUAAAUGUACACAAAGGCUGGAUGUUAGAAUGAGGACAGAUUACGUCAGUGGCUCAGGAGGAAGAGUUGUUCGAUCCCAUAUAUAGUCAUAAUGGUGUAAAUAAACGUUUUGCUUAAGGAACUAACAGUCAGAUUUUAAAUUUUACUAAAACAUCAGAAUCCAUCUUGAUUCAUGUUCUUUGAUCUCAUUAACAUUUUUGUCUUU
This is a messenger RNA of Scophthalmus maximus (turbot), 4151 nucleotides long. It is a transcript of the gene nyap2a, whose product is annotated as neuronal tyrosine-phosphorylated phosphoinositide-3-kinase adaptor 2a. The coding region runs from base 1019 to 2842 and encodes 607 amino acids. Lineage: Eukaryota; Metazoa; Chordata; Actinopteri; Pleuronectiformes; Scophthalmidae. Gene Ontology annotation, biological process: neuron projection morphogenesis; phosphatidylinositol 3-kinase/protein kinase B signal transduction. The transcript is spliced from 7 exons. The record is from RefSeq and is a predicted model, not a curated record.